CUGAGAUGGUUUCCUCUAUGCUUUGUUCAUUGUUCUAUUAUUGAGAAAUAAAUGAGAGUUCACCGUAAGCAAUUGAAAGCUCGUAGCUUUUUUGGUUAUACUCUUCAACUUUUUAUUUUUAAUCCAAUCAGACCAUCGUGGUUGGUGGACAAAAGUAGAAUUGCAACCAAAAUAAAGAGUGCAUCUGGAGCAUAUGGAAAAGCUAUAUGGGAAAGCGAUCCUACCAGAGCUUGCCCAAAUUGUCAACAUGUUAUUGACAACAGCGAUGUAGCACAAGAGUGGCCUGGACUACCUAAAGGUGUUAAAUUUGAUCCAUCUGAUCAAGAGAUAAUAUGGCACUUGCUUGCAAAAGUUUGUGCUGGAAAUUCAAAACCUCACCCUUUCAUUGAUGAAUUUAUUACUACUCUUGAAGAUGAUGAUGGAAUUUGUCAUACUCAUCCUCAACAUUUACCAGGUGUCAAGCAAGAUGGAAGUGCUUCUCACUUUUUCCACAGAGCAAUCAAGGCUUAUAAUACUGGCAAUCGAAAGCGUCGGAAGAUAUAUGGUCAGGAUUUUGGUGAUGUCCGCUGGCACAAGACUGGAAGGACUAAACCUGUCAUCUUGAAUGGGGUUCAAAAAGGCUGUAAAAAGUUUUUGGUUCUGUAUAUGAGCCCUGUGAGAGAAGGAAAAGCUGAGAAAACUAAUUGGGUUAUGCAUCAAUAUCAUCUCGGAACAGAAGAGGAUGAAAAGGAUGGAGAGUAUGUCAUCUCUAAAGUGUUUUACCAGCAGCAGCAAGUCAAAUUGGGUGAAAAAGAUGACCAGGAUAUUCGAGAAACCACUGAAGCAACUAUUGUGAAAGUUGAUCCGGUCACACCCAAAUCCGUCACUCCUGAACCUCCUCGUAAUGAAAAGCGAUGUUCUAAUCUACAUAUAGGACAAGAAUCGCAUCAUAUUCCUCAGCAUCCCGAAAUGGAUUGUGUUGAUGGCAUUCAAGCUGAUGGUGAAGAGAUUGCAAAAUCUGAUCAACUAAUGGUAGAAACUCAAAAUUAUGAAGAUAAUAUAGAAAAUAAUGCUGAAGACCCAAAGUGGUGGGAUAGUGAGUCACAGAAUCUGUUGGAUUCACAACAACUUGUUGAAGCAUUGUCCUUGUGUGAUGAUCUCCUUCAAAGCCAGUCUCCCAAUAGGGAUGGGAAAAAUGGAGAACAUGAAGAACGACCCAGUCUUGCUAUUUAUGCUCAUCUAGGACCAGAGCAUCUGAAGAAAGAUAUUGAAGAGUGCCAAAAUCUUGUCCUUGACCCUGCUAAUGUAGAGCUUGAGACACCACCUUCAGAGUUUCGGCUAAGUCAGCUGGAAUUCGGUUCACAGGAUAGCUAUAUUUCCUGGGGUGGCAGCAAGGCAAUCAACUAAUAUGGUUUUUAACUUCAAAUGGGAAGCAAAGAUUUUUUUGUAACUACAUUUUGUUGAUAGAUUGCAUUUUUAAAAUAAGGGGUAAAUUGAACUGUUACUCCUUUGCUUGACUUCUUUGGCUGUAAUGGUGGGCAGCGAACUUAUUGUUUGAUACUUUGAUUUGAUCAACCAAGCUGUAAUCAAUGCUUUCUGAUGUGUGGUGAAGUUAUGGCAUGUUCCUUCCAGGUUCUCAAAUCUUGGAUGUGGACCUGAUUUGCUCACAUAGUCACUCACCUUUUCUCACUUUGAAAGUAGAAAAUGCAUAUGUAUAUUGCUAUGUUUUGGCUUUUUAAGAUAUGAUGUCCCUACAGUCAAAUGCAUUGUCUACCAUAAACUCUUAAAAUUAUGUGCUGUGGUGGUGACAGAUUCAUGAACGUUGAGAUUGUUAUUGCCUUACAGAUCAUGAAACUUGUCUUUGCUUGAGAUAGAGCUAAUUGAGCUGCCCAUGAACUUGUCUUAACCCCCCCAAGGCAAUUAUAAAUCUCAGAAACAGUGGCAAAUCCUUCAUCUUUUUUUCUUUAUUAGCUUUGGAUUCUUUCAUUCUAGUUUGUAACAUAUCAUUUUAAGAGAGAGAGACUAAAAUGAAUGAGUGUUUAUAUGAGAAAAUUUGUGGGUCAUCUAAUAAGAUGAGAAAAUCUAAAUCACAAUAAUUUUUAAUAUACCUGAUUCCAGUUCAUCUUUUACAAGGCAACAGAAACUGGCAAGGUAUGUUCAUAGCGUUCAAAGUAUCUGCCUAUUGGACCAAAGACUAAUGCUGGCUUUGCUGUUCGCCACAGACAAUGGGGACCUGAACAACCUGACUAAUCUGAUCCUGAAACCUCAACUUCUUUCGGCUAAUUUGGCUCGUUCAUUGGGGAAGAACUUAAGUCAAAGCAAUCAUAGUACCUGCCUUUUGAGUUUACGGUGCAAAUUCAUUUUUCUUCCCUAUGGCACCACAGCUCUAACAUAAUCAUUUGUUUGGGUAGUAAGAACAGCAUUGUGUUAUUAUGUUUUUUUUUAUGACCUUA
Messenger RNA from Gastrolobium bilobum, 2432 nucleotides. Its product is annotated as SUPPRESSOR OF GAMMA RESPONSE 1-like. The record is from RefSeq and is a predicted model, not a curated record. Gene Ontology annotation, biological process: regulation of DNA-templated transcription. Gene Ontology annotation, cellular component: nucleus. Gene Ontology annotation, molecular function: transcription cis-regulatory region binding; DNA-binding transcription factor activity. Bases 52 to 1386 code for a protein of 444 amino acids. Lineage: Eukaryota; Viridiplantae; Streptophyta; Magnoliopsida; Fabales; Fabaceae. The transcript has 6 exons.